GAUUUCCCCAACAAUUUUAAACCAAUCUCACAACCACCCCAUACACCGAAUGGCCAUAAUUACUCCAACAGUGACACCUUAUCAUCAUCAUCAUCAAUCCCAUCCAAAACCCACACACCCAUUACACCGACAACACCAGCCACCUCGAGCCCACCUAUUGAGCCACCUCACGACCCACACACACGCCCUUCACCGGCAGCUUCUACAUCUUCCAGUCAUGCACCACCUACCUGCCAUCUUGCACGUACCAGGAAGCCGCCAGCAUGGCAUGAUGAUUAUGAAGUAUGUCUUAAUACUGUGCGAAUAGUACCUUCCUCCGGCAGCUCCUCCACUUCACCGGUACCCGCAGCUGUACAGGACCCCAAGUGGCGUGCUGCCAUGCAGGCUGAAGUCGAUGCCUUAGAACGCACUGGCACAUGGACAGUGCAGUCCCUGCCACCUGGAAAACGGGCUAUAUAUUGCAAGUGGGUGUAUAAAAUUAAGUACAAAACUGACGGUUCUGUUGAUAGGUACAAGGCUCGGCUCGUUGUUUGUGGCAAUCGUCAGAUUCAUGGCAUAGAUUAUCAUGAUACUUUUGCACCUGUGGCUAAAAUGGUCACUGUUCGGACUAUCUUAGCAGUUGCAGCUUCACGUGAUUGUGUGGUCCACCAGAUGGACGUGGAUAAUGCAUUUUUGCAUGGUGAUCUUGGUGAGGAGGUAUACAUGCAUUUUCCUCCCGGUUAUUCUUCUUCUUCCCCUGGUCAGGUAUGUCGUUUGUUGAAAUCUCUUUAUGGGCUUCGUCAAGCUCCCCGUUGUUGGUUCUCUAAACUCACAUGUGCCCUCAAAGCUUAUGGGUUUCAUCAAUCACAAGCCGAUUACUCAUUGUUUACAUUUCGCCGACCGGGAAAAAUAUUAUGUAUUUUAAUUUAUGUGGAUGAUCUUCUUAUUACCGGUAAUGAUCCUGAUUUAAUUGUUGAAUUUAAAUCUUAUCUUUCGUCACGUUUUCCGGUCAAGGAUUUGGGGGUUAUGAAGUAUUUCCUUGGCCUCGAGGUUGCUAGAAAUCCGACAGGUAUAUUUUUGUGUCAACGAAAAUAUGUUCUGGACAUUCUUACCGAGACUGGGAUGCUUGGUGCUCGGCCUGCUUCUUUUCCCAUUGUACAAAAUCAUGGUCUACAAACUGUGGAGGGGCCUCUUUAUGAUAAUCCAGAUCAAUAUCGAAGGUUAGUUGGGAAGCUUAUUUAUCUCACCUUAACUCGACCCGAUAUUUGUUAUGCCGUACAUGUGUUAUCUCAGUUCAUGCAAAGUCCCCGGCAGGCUCAUUGGGACGCGGUGGUGCGUGUGUUACGCUAUCUCAAAGCCCAUCCGGGGCAAGGGAUUAUUCUCCGGCGCAAUUCUCCGCUUACUUUAUCUGGGUAUUGUGACUCUGACUGGGCCAGCUGUCCUAUCACGCGCCGCUCUGUUUCUGGGUAUUUUGUUCUUUUGGGUAAUUCUCCUAUUUCUUGGCGUACGAAGAAACAGAUCACAGUCUCUCGUUCCUCUGCUGAAGCAGAGUACCGUUCUAUGGCGUCACUUGGUUGUGAACUUAUUUGGCUCAAAAAUUUAUUGUCUUCUCUAGCCGUGGAUCAUUCUGAACCUAUUAAUCUUUUUUGUGACAAUCGGGCCGCCUUACAUAUUGCCUCUAAUCCAGUGUUUCAUGAGCGGACUAAACACAUUGAGAUAGACUGUCAUUUUAUUCGCCAUCAUGUACAGAACGGGACCAUUGUUACUGCUCAUCGCACUUCGUCAGAACAACUUGCAGACAUUUUCACCAAGGCUCUUGGACAAACACAGUUUCAAUAUUUAUUAUCCAAGAUGGGUCUUCGGGA
Molecule: messenger RNA, 1844 nt
Organism: Cuscuta epithymum
Lineage: Eukaryota; Viridiplantae; Streptophyta; Magnoliopsida; Solanales; Convolvulaceae
Source: the annotation of a GenBank genome assembly